Messenger RNA from Symbiodinium sp. CCMP2592, 2475 nucleotides. NCBI's taxonomy places the organism in Eukaryota, Dinophyceae, Suessiales, Symbiodiniaceae. The record is from the annotation of a GenBank genome assembly.
AUGGUCGGUGAUUCCAGAGAGCAGAUGGUGGAGGUCAAGUCCAUGGACAUCCCCUUCGAAGACGACGUGAAGCUGGCGAUCACUGGCUGGAACAAUACCAAGGUGCGCCUGGAGGCACCCAUGCGCGACAAGCUUGGCGACAGUGACGAGUCCGAUGGCGAAGAGGAAGACAGCGAUGGCCCCGUGGUGACAAGCUGUGGCAACGCCGUCCAAGCAGCUACUUGGCACGUGGCCACCAUGGUGGUCGAUCUCCCGGCAAGCAAGUUCCAAGUGUACCUAGACGGCGAGCUACACCUAUCCGUUCGCGACCCAGGUGGCUUAGUCGCGGAUGGCCGCUUCUCCAUUGAUCCCCGCGAGGGCAUGAUGCUUUUCAGCGCGGCCAAGAGGGGCGGCAGUGGUGUCGGAUCAGCAGACUGGCGUGCAGGUGGACACCUGCGAUCCAUGCGCUUGGACACGCAGGCCCUCACCCAGUUUGACGUCUGGACCCAUCAGCUCCCGAAGGGUAUUUGGAUCUGCCGCUGCACAGCACGCAAUGCGGCCGACGCGAGGAUUUGCUGGAGAUGCCGCAAUACGCGCACACGCUCGGGGGUGCGCCCGCCCGGUGAUGCGGAUCCGCGGGUGGAAGGCCUCACGGUGAUCACCGCAGACUCCUUCCGCGAGCUUGUCCUCGAAAGUCAGAAGCAUGUCCUCGUCGUCGCCAGCGCCUCUUGGUGUGGGCCAUGUCAGCAGCUGAAGCCACGCAUCCACCGGUUGGCGCAGCUUCUUGCUGCAGAGGCAUCCAUCGCAGUAGGCGUCAUCGACACAGAUGAGAACGAGCUCCAAAGCAGAUACUUCCCCGAGCCACACAUUCCGAACGUGAAGCUCUUCUUGCAGGGCAACAAGCGGCAGCCAGUAGCUGUGACGAAUGCAUCUGGCAUGUCUCUGGACGAGCUCGCCGGGUUCUUGGAACAGCAGACCGGCGUGAGCAUCCAAAAAGCCAUCGAAAAGGGUUACCCAGCCUAUGCAGAGCGCAUCGGCGUGGACGCGCUGCUGACGAAGCUGAAGCUGACCGCGCUCUCCAAGCCCAUCCCCCGAGCUCCAGGGCAACCGGGGAUCAAGGCCGUGGCGACUUUCCUCUACCACGAGCUGCUGACUGACGGCCAGGCGAGUGUGCAGGAGAUCAACCCACCGCGCCCCCAGGCGGCUGACAGCACCACGAAGGUGCUUCCACAGGGCCCGCCAGUGCAGCUGCGGCGAGCUAUUUCGGCCAAGGCGGCUGCCGUGCCGACGGCCGGCCCCCCGAUGCUGAUGCGAGCCGUCUCGGGAGGCGGACAAAGCCAAGCACGCCAUCGUGUCAGUGUGCCGAACUUGGCUUUGGGCAUGUCAGACAGACGUUUGACCGAACGGCUCUUGGAAGAGCUUUUCGAGAAGCACCUACUCGCGCAAGUGCGAGUGGCGCAGCCGGAGGAGUUCAAGGCCUUCGUGAAGGCCUUCCUGCUCAAGGUGGCGCAGCCUACCUACAGCCACUCCAUCUUCUUCAACGCUCGGACGCGGGUCUCCUGGCAGAUGUGCCCCGAGGCCACGCAGCUGGUCGCUGCAGCGCGCAUCCUGCGCUUCCUGCUUCGGUGGGCGACCCAGCGGCGUGCACUGAACGGACUCCCACCGCUCAGCGUUCCCUGGGCGCCGCCUCCCGCUCCGACGGAGAUGAGUGCGGCUGCGCAGCGUCACAGCUGGAGGCGCAUCGAGAUGGCUUUGGCCAACGAGGAGCACAAGUACGGCCUGGCGGAGCUCGGCUUGCUGCUAGACCGUGGCCUGCCACCGGACACCUGCCCGUUUGGUAUUACGCCGCUUCUUUUGGCUGCCACCAUCGGACACCUGACGGCGGCACAAUUCCUUUUCGUUCGGGGUGCAAGCCCUCAUGUCCUGGGUGGGCAGCCGCCCAUGCUGCCUGUGGAGGCAGCAGCACGGCACAACCAUCUGCGCAUCGUAGAGCUCCUACUGGAGAACGGCUCUGUUGCCGGCCGUGCCCUGCACUUUGCGGCGGCUGGCGGCUCCACGGACGUUGCCACUUUCUUGUUGGCCAAGAACUGUUCGGCAGAUGCGCUGGUUUCUGGGCUCUCGCCCGUGGCCGUUGCCCUGGCAUCCAGGCAGCACUCCAUGGCGUCGCUGCUGCUGCCGCAUUGCACUCCGACGGCUCUCCAAGCGACAAUCCCGGACGACGGUUGCGCCUCCACCGGCUUGGCACCCGGGUCGACGUUGGCCCAUCUCGCGGCCUCCGUGGGCGGCCUUUGUGAGGGCUUUGUCCUAGCUCUGUUCCGGCUACUGCCUCUCAGCGCCAGCGUUGCACUGAACAACCACCGCAAGUCGCCCUUGGAUUUGAUGUCUACGACACUUCGCAUGGCCGUGAAGCCUCAGCUCUAUGCCGCGCUGGGAGCUGCUGCGGAGGAUCCGUUGGCGUCGGAGCUGUAUUUUGUGAUUUGGAACCGCUUUGCUUAA